Messenger RNA from Pistacia vera, 2244 nucleotides. Its product is annotated as putative disease resistance protein RGA1. Gene Ontology annotation, biological process: defense response to other organism. The transcript is spliced from 7 exons. Lineage: Eukaryota; Viridiplantae; Streptophyta; Magnoliopsida; Sapindales; Anacardiaceae. The record is from RefSeq and is a predicted model, not a curated record. Gene Ontology annotation, molecular function: ADP binding. Bases 1 to 2244 code for a protein of 747 amino acids.
AUGGAUCCAAACUUGCCUGGUGCGUUUCUCUAUAGGUUACUAAACAGACUGGAAGACUCGUCCCCAGAGUUUAAGCACCUAGCGGCAGUUUCAAGGCAAAAGGGCCUAUUUUCAAAGCUAAACCUGUGGAGUACAACAUUACAAAUUUUUAUGGAUGUUAUCAACAAAGAGGCGAACAAGAGACCACUAUCGGACGUGGAAGUGAAAAUGUGGCUGGAGUUGGCUGAUGAUGUGGAGGAGAUACUGGAUGAGAUUUCAAAACAAGCUUCACGCCUCAAAAUGAUCGAUCAAAGUCAGACUACCAUGGGCAAGAAAAGUUCAUUAAAGGGCCUCAUUCCUGCUUGUUUCACAAGUUCGAAUUCAUGUGCUGUUGCGUCUAUUGGAGAUCCCAUAUCGACUAGCCGAUUGGAAAAACUCAAUACCAAAAGAUAUGCAGUUCGACUAAGAGUGAUUUAUAGUGCUUUAGCUUGCUCUUUCUAUCCCAUAACUGUAACUAUGUAUGAGGUUUUGCUAGCCAAAACCAUUUACGGGCGAGACGAAGAUAAAGAGAAAAUACUAGAAAUGGUGUUAAGGGAUGAAGUGAGUGAUCAUGCCAACUUUAGUGUAAUACCCAUCAUUGGCAUAGCAGGAGUUGGAAAAACAACACUCACUCGACUUGUGUAUGAUGAUAAGGUAGUGGAAGACUUCAAACCAAGAGCCUGGGUUUCCCUCUACGAAGAUUCCAAUGUUUUCAAAAUCUCCAAGGCCAUUCUAGAGUCAAUCACUUUUAAAUCCUGCAAUCUAAAGGAUUUAGAUGAAGUGCUGGCUCAACUGGAAGAAGCAAUUUUUGGGAGGAAAUUCUUGUUUGUCUUAGAUGAUGUUUCGACAGAGAAUUAUGGUUUCUGGGAAACUCUAAAGUCUUCGUUGAUGGCUGGGGCACCGGGAAGCAAGAUAAUAGUGACAACCCACAGAGUCAAUUUUGAAUUCCCUGUAAAUCUCAGUAUUCAACCUUUUAUAUUAGAGGUAUUAUCAGAUGAAGCUUGCUGGUCCAUGCUCAAGAUGUAUGUAUCUGGUAAUGAGAAUUAUUCUGGUUCGAGAUUAAUCCGUGAAAAAGUUAUUGAUAUGUGUAGAGGCUUACCCUUGGCAGCGAGUAUUCUUCGUGGGCUUAUAAGGUCUAUGCAGGGUGAUGAAAGGGAAUGUGGGGUAUUAGAGGUUUCGUUCCCAAGCCUCUCACCGUAUUGCGACGCAGAGGUAGACGGAUGUAAGAUGCAUUGCGGAGAAGAAUUUGACUUCACAGGCUGCUUUAAACGAAUGCGGUCCGAUGAUGUGUUGGGGGUCAAUGAGCAACGGGAAGAAUUCAAGAAGACUUCUCAUUUUGAUACUUUCGCUCGGUCUGAUGAGAAAAAUAUCUUUACGUUAUUCUAUUAUGUUGACAACUUGCGAACAUUUGUUCCUGGACUCAUAAGUAAUAAUGAUGACCAUCACAUUACUGAUGGGCUUCUUUCUGAUUUGCUACCAAAGUUCAAAAGACUGAGGGCGUUAUCUUUGGCAAAGCACAAUAUUACGAAGCUACCCAGUUCAGUUGAAGGUUUGAGAUAUCUAAGAUAUGUCAACCUCUCCAGCACUGGAUUGCUCUCAUCUCGUAGAGUUGCCUUCCAAUUUGAGGAAAUUGAUCAAUUUAUGGAUCUUGAUAUUUCCGGUGUCAAUUUACUCAGAGAAAUGCCAUUGGGAAUGAAAGAGUUGACAUGUCUUAGAACGUUACUGAAUUUUAUUGUGGACAAAGGUGUAGGAUCUGAUUUAAAAGAUUUGGAGGACUUAAAAUUUCUUGGUGAGCUUUACGUUUCAAGAUUACAGAAUGUAACUGGUUCACAAGAUACAAAGGACUCUGUAUUAAAAGAUAAGAAGGAUCUAAAAGUAUUGGUACUAGAGUGGGACUCUCAGUUGGAUGACACAAGAGAUGAGUUAGUGGAAGAAAAUAUGCAAAGUCUUGCCUUCACUUGGAUGCUUGGGCUUGCUGAACACCUCGCUAUUAAGGGAAUGACAAGAAUAAAAAGGAUAGGUUCUGAGCUUUUCGGAAAAGAUUGUUCAAGUCCUUUUAAAUCAUUGAAGACUCUUUGCUUUGAAGAUUUGAAAGAGUGGGAGAAUUGGGAUCCUGUUGAAGAAAAUGAGCAUGUUGAAAUAUUCCCUUGCUUGCGAAUGUGGGGUAUUAGAGGUUUCGUUCCCAAGCCUCUCACCGUAUUGCGACGCAGAGGUAGACGGAUGUAA